AUGCCUUCAGCGAACACCGAAGACUUGCGGCGAAAGUUUCUAGUUGUCCAGCAGCAGCGCUCGGCCCCGCCCAAUCUUGCCGGCGAGGGUCACAUCCCCGGCACCACCCACGGCAACACACUGAUGAUGACAGCCACCGCUGGAGCGGGCGGUAUAGCUGUGGGGGGAGCUGCUGGCGAACCGGAGCGCACCUAUGUGUUUCCGGGCGGGAAUCCGCUGAUAGGUAGCGUACCCGGCAUGCCGGUGGCCAAUCCUGCGGGACCAUCACGCGGCCAUGCGCGAUCCGUUAGCCACGGCGGCGGCGCCAUUGUCGGGGCCAAUGGGCGGCCCAUCAAGUCCGCGAUGAAGGGCCACCAGCGAGCGUUCUCGCAGGGGCAGAUCACGGACUCGCCGCCGGGCAGUGCCGCGCCCUCGGGUCGGGGCCACAGUCGCGUUGGCUCCAAGACAGACUUUAUCCUGCCGCCGGGACACAAGGAGGAGGCGGUGCGCGAGCCCUCGGCGCCCACCUCGGCGACGGGAGGACGCGGUCACUCCCGCCAGGCGUCACGCUCCGAGUCCAUCUACACGCUGCGACGCACUGAGGCGCCACCGUGGUGGAAGCGGCUGACACUCUGCAACUACAGCACCGGCGACAAGUUUGAGGAGCGCAGCUACCGCAUGGUGGUGCCCAAUCACACCGUGCCACCCAAGACGCCCAAGCGGGAGCAUCCCAACGGGCAGUUUGUGGGCAACAAAAUACGCACCACCAAGUACACCCUCCUCUCGUUCAUUCCCAAGAAUCUGCUGGAGCAGUUCCAUCGCGUGGCCAAUCUGUACUUUAUCUUCAUCGUCCUACUCAACUGGGUGCCGGCAAUCAAUGCUUUUGGCAAGGAGGUGGCCAUGAUCCCGGUGCUCUUUGUGCUGGGCGUGACAGCGGUCAAGGAUUUGUUCGAGGAUCGUCGGAGAAGAGCCUCCGAUAAGCGGAUAAACAACACCACAUGUCGGGUGUACGAUGGUGAGACGGAGCGCUACAAGCGUGUGAAAUGGCAGGACCUGCGUGUCGGCGACAUUGUCCAUCUCUCAAACAAUGAGACAGUGCCUGCAGAUAUUUUAUUGUUGCGCAGCAGUGACCCCCAUGGGGUAUGCUACAUAGACACCUGCGAUUUGGAUGGCGAAACGAAUCUGAAGCGUCGCGAGGUUGUACGUGGCUUUGAGGAGAGGCAGAGCAUAUUUGUACCUAGCAAAUUUGUUAGCCGCGUGGAGGCGGAUGCGCCGACAACAAAAUUAUAUAGAUUUCAUGGGGCCUUAAUACAUCCAACUGGGGAGCGUGUGCCCAUAUCGACCGAGUGCCUUUUGUUAAGAGAAAGUAGACUGAAGAAUACGGACUAUAUCGAGGGUAUUGUGGUCUAUGCGGGACAUGAAACAAAGUCAAUGCUGAAUAAUAGUGGUCCAAGGUACAAGCGCUCCCAGGUGGAACAGCAAAUGAAUAUUGAUGUGAUAUGGUGUGUGAUAAUACUGUUUAUUUUGUGCAUUGUUGGGGCCAUCGGCUGCACCAUGUGGCUGAGUUCAUUUACAAAUUUUCCCGUCCCGUACCUGCCUUUCGAGGUGAAUGCCAAUCUCGAGGGCAUGUGGACCUUCUGGACGUACAUAAUUAUACUGCAGGUGAUGAUACCGCUGUCGCUGUAUGUCACCAUCGAGCUGUGCAAGAUUCUGCAGGUCUUUCACAUUCACAACAACAUUGAUCUGUACGAUGCGGACACCAACAAGCAGACCGAAUGUCGUGCCAUGAACAUCACCGAGGAACUCGGCCAAAUCCAGCACAUAUUCUCCGACAAAACGGGUACCCUCACCGAGAACAAGAUGAUCUUUCGUCGUUGCGUCGUCAAUGGUGCGGACUACAAUCAUCCGCCCUCGGAGCUAGAGAAGAUGUACUCGAAGCCGGGUGCUCCCGCUCCUCCACUGGUGCCCAAUGACACGCUGACGAAUGACAUGGCGCUGCUCACGCAAGGAUCGUAUCUCACGCCACACGCACAGCGAAUACAAGAGUUCCUCGUGGUGCUGGCGAUAUGUAACACGGUGAUUGUGAGUGCGGCACCGCAUCGGGAUCUGAUGAAUGCCAGCGGCAUCAUUGAAGUGCAGCAGCAGCAGACGGGCUGCAGUCCGGCGAACCUAAACCACAACAAACAGCGACAAAAGCUGCUGGCUAGCAGCACGACGACCACCACAACGACGACGACAACCAUACUGAAUGGACAACCACAGCACCAGCAGCACCAGCCGGGAUCCAUCCCAGUGGAUCGUUAUAUGCGGCUGGCAGAGUCACGUUCCGUGACGCCUUCACCACCGCCCAAUCUAAUAUUUGCAAUGCCCGCACAGAGUCAUCAGCCAACGCUGUCGCCCAUCAGCAGUUCGGCGGAAUCGUCGCCCAACUCGGAGUCGGAGUCGCCAUCGCCGCCCAUGAAGAGCAAGGCGCUGUCCAACAGCAUCUCGCCCACGGGCAGGGCCAAGGCGGCCAUUAACUCGAAGAUUACGAGCAUAGCGACCUUCCUGAAUGCCAAGACGCAAGGGAAGCGUCUGAAAAUGACUUCAACCAAAACGGAGAACAUUUAUAGAACCGCCGAUGGUCGUCCUCUGUACGAGGCCGAGAGUCCGGAUGAGUUGGCUCUGGUGAACGCUGCCUACAGCUAUGACUGCUGCCUGCUGAAUCGCAGCCCGAACCACAUCCUCGUGAGCAUGCCCACGGCCAGGGCCACCGUCGAGUAUGAGAUACUCAAGAUUCUGCCCUUUGACUCGAGUCGCAAGUGCAUGUCGAUUGUGGUUCGUCGCACGGGUUCCCAGGAGAUUGUGCUCUACUGCAAGGGUGCGGACAGCACGAUCAUGCCCGUCCUCUCGCCGUGUCCGCACAACAGCCCCGAGGGCAUACUGCGAGAGCAGACCCAGCAGCAGCUGGAUCGCUAUGCGCGCGAAGGUCUGCGCAUUCUGGUGAUGGCCAAGCGCACCCUGAACUCGGCCGACUACACGGACUGGUGGGCGCGGCAUCAGGAGAUUGAAAUGUCGCUGGAGAAUCGCGAGCGCAGAUUGCGCGACUCCUUCGCAAAGCUGGAGAGCAAUCUAACUCUGCUGGGUGCCACGGGCAUUGAGGAUCGCCUGCAGGACGGUGUGCCCGAGACGAUAGCCUCGCUGCUUGCGGCAGGCAUCUCCGUGUGGGUGCUGACGGGCGACAAGCCCGAGACGGCCAUAAAUAUAGCAUAUUCUGCCAAGCUUUUUACACAGCAAAUGGAGUUGAUCAAAUUGACAGCACGUUCCCGCGAUGCAGCCGAGACGGCUAUCAAUUUUUAUCUGACGGAUAUGGAGAAUGCCAAACCCACAUCCUCAAUCGGCUACAGCCAGACGCUGCGCAGAAAGCCACGCGCCUUGGUAGUGGAUGGCAAAACAUUGACUUUUGUAUUGGAUCCAAAAUCCAAAUUGAUUCUGCCAUUCCUGCGACUGGCCAAACGUUGCGCUUCUGUGCUCUGCUGCCGUUCCACGCCACUGCAAAAAGCCUACCUGGUUAAGGUCGUCAAGGAGGAGCUCAAUCUGCGCACAUUGGCCAUUGGAGAUGGCGCGAAUGAUGUGUCCAUGAUACAAAUGGCCGAUGUGGGUGUUGGCAUCUCUGGACAGGAGGGCAUGCAGGCGGUAAUGGCUGCCGAUUUCACGCUCUCUCGCUUUCGCUACCUGGAGCGACUGCUGCUCUCACAUGGCUAUUGGUGCUACGAUCGUUUGUCGCGCAUGAUACUUUAUUUCUUCUACAAGAAUGCGGCCUUUGUGUUCCUGAUAUUCUGGUAUCAAUUGUAUUGCGGCUUCUCUGGCUCUGUGAUGAUGGAUCAAAUGUAUUUGAUGCUGUACAAUCUGAUAUUCACCUCACUGCCGCCACUGGCCAUUGGUGUCUACGACAAGCGAGUGCCCGAGGAUUUGCUACUCAAGAAUCCAUAUCUCUACAAGAAUGGUCGCUUGGGCGUUGCUUACAGGCCUCACGACUUUUGGUUGAUAUUACUGGAUGCACUCUAUCAGAGUCUGGUAAUUUUCUUUGUGGCGCUGUGCGCCUAUGCGGAGAGCGAUGUGGGCAUCUGGGAGUUUGGCACAACGAUCACAGCCUCCUGUCUGUUUGCCAAUUUGGUGCACUGUUGCAUUGAAAUACGUUCCUGGACUGUGCUGCAUGUCAUAUCCAUUGUGGUUAGCCUGGCCUCCUUCUACCUCUUCUCGUUUGUGUACAACUAUUGGUGCGUCAAUUGCUUUGGCCUGCCCUCCACCUAUUGGGUGAUUUUUGUGUGCAUCUCCUCCGCUGUUCACUGGCUGGUGAUCCUCCUAUCGACAGUGGUGGCUGUGCUGCCACGACUUAUAUUGACAACGGUGCGCAUUUCGUUGUGCCCCGAUGACAGCACCAAGGUUCUACUGCACAGCAAGCGAGAGCGCAGCAGAGGUGAGGGUUUGUUAGUUACUUGGUCGCGCUCCACCUCAGCCUCAUCAAUAUAUAGAAUCACCGAUUAUGGGUCUAAGAAUCAGAUUAUAACAACGAUUACCUGAUCGAGCGCCAAAACACCUCCCUACGUUUCACUGCAACUAGAAACCUUACAAACAAAUAAAACACAUGUGUGCUUUCAGUCUAAAUAUGUGGCCUUUCGACACCGAUUAAUAAUACAAUGUUAUGUUAGUUAAUUACGCCCUUAGUUGACCCAUAGAUUAGUUGUCACUCGCCCCCCUAAAAGCAAUUAGUCUAAAAUGUACGAGUACUUAGUAACAAAUUGAAUUAGAUUGUUUAGCUAAUGCAUAGAUUCUGUGGAAGGAAACACUUAGGACCCAAAUAGAUAACCAGCAGUCUUGGUUGGAAUGUUAACUGGAAAGCAAUGGCACACCCCACCCCCCCUAUGUCGUAAUUUAUAUAUUUAUUUGUAUAUAAGAACCCGAUCUAUAACCAAGGCUAAAACCGCUACUUAUUGUUAAACAAAACUGAGAAAAAAUACACUGCUGCACUGUAGGUUUGUAUGACUACAAUGAUUAUGAUUACUUCACACCCCCCCCCCCCCCCCACUAGCAACUAAUUAAUACAUAUAUUAUAUAGUAUAUACAUAUAUCACCCACACAAC
Molecule: messenger RNA, 5102 nt
Organism: Drosophila subobscura
Lineage: Eukaryota; Metazoa; Arthropoda; Insecta; Diptera; Drosophilidae
Product: probable phospholipid-transporting ATPase VD
Exons: 13
Coding region: 1-4542 (1513 amino acids)
Biological process (GO): phospholipid translocation
Cellular component (GO): plasma membrane
Molecular function (GO): ATP hydrolysis activity; ATP binding; ATPase-coupled intramembrane lipid carrier activity
Source: RefSeq, a predicted model, not a curated record